Molecule: messenger RNA, 1017 nt
Organism: Pectinophora gossypiella (pink bollworm)
Lineage: Eukaryota; Metazoa; Arthropoda; Insecta; Lepidoptera; Gelechiidae
Gene: CPG4
Product: pupal cuticle protein G1A-like
Exons: 2
Coding region: 1-1017 (338 amino acids)
Biological process (GO): positive regulation of transcription by RNA polymerase II
Cellular component (GO): RNA polymerase II transcription regulator complex
Molecular function (GO): transcription coactivator activity
Source: RefSeq, a predicted model, not a curated record
AUGAAAUUCUUUGCGGUAUUCUGCGCCGUGUUGGCGGUGGCUUCCGCAGGUUACCUUCACGGUAACCACCACCAUUUGCCGGCGAGUUACUCGGCUCCGCUGAGUUCUUCAAUAAGCUACUCCGCACCAGCCGUCAGCUACGCCGCUCCAGCCGUCAGCUACGCCGCACCAGCCGUCAGCUCCGUCAGCUACGCUCCAUCCGUAGCUCGGUACGCGUCAGCUGCACCCGUCAGCUAUGCCGCUCCACUGGCUAGCAGUGUGAGCUACUCUGCCCCGGCUCUAUCCCACUCCAGUCUCAGCCACGCUCUCCCAGCCGCAUCUUUGAGCCAUUACUCUGCGCCCGCACUUAGCAGUUACUCGGCUCCUGCCGUCAGCAGUUACCACGCCCCCGCAGUCAGCAGUUACUCGGCUCCUGCCGUCAGCAGUUACCACGCCCCCGCACUUAGCAGUUACUCGGCUCCUGCCGUCAGCAGUUAUCACGCCCCCACACUGAGCAGUUACCACGCCCCCGCACUUAGCAGUUACUCGGCUCCUGCCGUCAGCAGUUACCACGCCCCCGCAGUCAGCAGUUACCACGCCCCUGCAGUCAGUCAUGUAUCCGCUCCCGCUAUUAGCAGUUAUUCAGCAGCGCCUGCCGUUAGCCAUUAUUCUGCUCCUGCGAUCAGCAGUUACUCCUCCCCGGCUCUUAGCAGCUACCAUGCCCCAGCUCUUAGCAGCUAUCACGCCCCAGCUCUUAGUAGUUACCACGCCCCCGCGCUCAGCAGUUACCACGCUCCCGCGCUCAGCAGUUACCACGCUCCCGCGCUCAGCAGUUAUGCUGCCCCUGCGGUCAGCUACGCGGCCCCUGUGGUCCGCGCUCCCAUCCGCACCGUGGUCCGUGCUCCCGCGGUCGUCGCCGCCCCCGCAGCCCGCGUCGUUUCUUACAAGAAAGUCAUCCACGUCCCCAAAGUGGUGACCGUCAACAAAGUCGUCUCGUCUCCCAGCUACGGCUCCGGGUACGCCAGCGGUUGGUGGUGA